AUGUCUGCCUUUAAAACAUGCUUCUACUAUUAUAUCCUUUAAAUAUUUCUUUCCCAAUUCAACGAAAUAACAUGUCUCUGUAUAAUAGGUCACCGUCUACAAAUUAAAUGCGAUUAAUCAAAUUAUGCCUAGACUAGGUAGAAAAAACACUUAUUUCACGUAAUUGUUAGUCACGUUUUCAUGUGCAUAUAUGUUCAUCUUGUCAGUCUCCAUCAGAUACAAUACUAUGUUUUUAUCUCUAAGCUGUUCAUUCCAAGUGGUCAUUUAUAUUAUGCAGUGGCUGGGAUCAAUUAUUUAAUUAGGUCACUUUUGCUAAUUCAGAAAAGUUUGAUCAGUUAAGAAUGAUAUGAUGUUGGGUUCAGGGAGCGGGAGAAGACAUUAUAGAGGAGUGAGACAGAGACCGUGGGGAAAAUGGGCAGCAGAAAUACGAAACCCAAAGAAGGCAGCUCGAGUAUGGCUAGGGACAUUCGAUAGAGCAGAGGAUGCAGCCCUUGCAUACGAUGAAGCUGCUGUUCGAUUCAAAGGCUCCAAAGCGAAGCUCAACUUUCCUGAAAGACUUGUUCAAGGCCAGCCUCAAUUGCUUUCUCAAGAUACUUCACCUCAGCAUAAUUCCCAUCACUUUGAAGAAUUUAAUACUGCUUCUGCCACUGGUAUUUCAUAUCCACACCUUCUCCAGUAUGCCCAGCUACUUUCCAGCAAUGAUGCUGAAUUCCCUUUCUUCACUUCAGCUCUCUAUAAUAAUAAACAAGAUGGUAGCACCUCAAAUAUUCUUCAGCAACAUGACUUUCCGUCCCAGCAUGAUGAUUUUUCUAGUUAAUUAGUUAUCCAGAUAUUCAAAAGCAUGACCACAACCAAAGGCGACCCCAAGAUUUCAAGACGAAGAGUGCAUUCUUACUUUUUAAGAUAAGAUAUAAACUUUUAUUGUAAUAUUAACUCAGUGAGCAAAAGAUAAUUAACUAUGUUAUCAAAAAAGAUAUUUUUAAUUUA
Molecule: messenger RNA, 987 nt
Organism: Capsicum annuum
Lineage: Eukaryota; Viridiplantae; Streptophyta; Magnoliopsida; Solanales; Solanaceae
Product: ethylene-responsive transcription factor ERF113
Exons: 1
Coding region: 347-817 (156 amino acids)
Biological process (GO): regulation of DNA-templated transcription; ethylene-activated signaling pathway
Molecular function (GO): DNA-binding transcription factor activity; DNA binding
Source: RefSeq, a predicted model, not a curated record